Messenger RNA from Condylostylus longicornis, 1512 nucleotides. It is a transcript of the gene aph-1, whose product is annotated as gamma-secretase subunit Aph-1. Gene Ontology annotation, cellular component: endoplasmic reticulum; membrane; gamma-secretase complex. Gene Ontology annotation, biological process: Notch signaling pathway; Notch receptor processing; positive regulation of catalytic activity. The transcript is spliced from 3 exons. The record is from RefSeq and is a predicted model, not a curated record. Gene Ontology annotation, molecular function: protein-macromolecule adaptor activity. Lineage: Eukaryota; Metazoa; Arthropoda; Insecta; Diptera; Dolichopodidae. The coding region runs from base 202 to 921 and encodes 239 amino acids.
UUUAUUUCUAACAGUUUUGUAACUAGUAAAUUUAAUAAUAUUUUAGAUUGAUUUACAUUUAUAUUUAUAUGGACGUAUUUCUGUAAAUUUGUUUGAUUAAAAGCCUAAAAAAUCUAUUAGAUCCAAAGCAGUCCUUGAAGAUAUGAAAAUUUUGAUAAAAACCGAGUAAACCCCUAAUUUUAUAUCAAUCAAGUACAUAUAAUGACAAUAGCUGAGUUUUUCGGUUGUGCAUUCUUGGCUUUUGGGCCACCAAUGUCAAUGUUUAUCUUAACUGUUGCAAUAGAUCCAAUUCGUAUUAUAAUAAUGAUAGCAGCAUCAUUUUUUUGGGUUUUAUCAAUAUUAUUAUCUUCAAUAAUUUGGUUUAUAGUAGUGCCAUUGAGGGACCGCCUUUGGUUUGGAGCAAUUGUUUCGAUUCUUUUACAGGAACUUUUCCGUUAUGUGGUGUAUAAAUUAAUUAGAAAAUCAGAAAGAGGACUUCAAGAUAUCACAGAAAGUAGUAGAGUUGUUGAAAAUAAACAUAUAUUAGCUUAUGUUUCUGGAUUAGGUUUCGGUAUUAUUAGUGGAUUAUUUGCUUUAUCAAAUGUCUUAGCAGAUUUAACUGGUCCUGCAACAAUGGGCUUAAACGGAGGUACAGAAAUCUUUUUUAUAAUAUCAGCUGCUCAAACCCUCUGCAUGAUUUUUUUACAUACAUUUUGGAGUAUAAUAUUCUUUAAUGCCUGGGAUACUUCAAAAUACACACAUGUAGCUUAUGUAGUCUUUUCUCAUUUAUUAGUAUCUCUAUUAACGUUAUUCAAUAAAAGCGGACUUUAUACAGCUAGUUUGAUACCAAAUUACAUUAUAGUAAUUUUAACUGGAAUACUAGCUUUUAAAGUUGCUGGCGGAAGUUUUUUAUCUUUUAAAAGAUUUGUAACGUGCAAAUAAAUAUUUCCAGUCAAAAACCUGUAUUAUAUAUCCAUUUUAGCCGAAAAAUAAUAUCGCAAAUAGUAUUCGUAUUAAUUUUAUGUAUGUAUUAUGAUUCCAAAAUCUUAACUAGGACCAAAUUUUUUUAUUUUAUUGAAUUAUUUAUUUUUAAAAGAAAUCAUGGAAAUACUGUUACAGAUUAAAACACAUACUUAUUUUAAAUAUAUCCAAUAAUUUGUUAUAAAAUGGUCUAUUCCAAUAAAACUGCAUUGAUUAAAGAAUUUUAUUUAGAUCUUACAAUAUAUAAAUUUGUUAUUUAUUACUAAAAAGUGCUAGUAACGAUAUUUAAUAAUUCAACUACAAAAAUAUGCUGCUAUUUUAAAAAUGUUAGAUGGAAUUUCGAAGUAUUUUUAGAAGUUGGAAAAAUUUAAAACGUGAAUAAAAAAAUACAGUUAAUAUUAAAUCAUGAAAUUAAUAUGAAGAAAAUAGAAAAUAAAUCUGAAAUAACCUUACAAGUUCGAUAAAUUUCUCUAAUUUUAAGUUUAUUGUAAAAGAACAAACGUUUUUAAUAAAAUAUAACAUAAAACUAUUUAUACCUACUUAACACAGAAA